This is a messenger RNA of Diachasma alloeum, 1439 nucleotides long. Its product is annotated as protein P200-like. The transcript has 4 exons. Bases 44 to 1360 code for a protein of 438 amino acids. The record is from RefSeq and is a predicted model, not a curated record. Lineage: Eukaryota; Metazoa; Arthropoda; Insecta; Hymenoptera; Braconidae.
CUGACAUUGCAAUACGCGACAUUGUCUAUUGAAGACAGCAACCAUGAGAGCUAUUCUACCUAUAUUGUUUUUCGGAAAAUUGCUCAUUCUCAUCCAGCUAUCACAAUGCGAUGCGAAGGAUGGAGGGAAUGACGUUCAAUUUACGGGGUUCUUUGCUCCGAUCAAAAGAUUUGAAUGCCGGUACUUGCAGCGUGUUAAGAUAUUCAUUCCAUUUUUUCCCAACUGCAAUCCAAGUACGAAAGACUUUGAUUCUUCAUCAAGUUCGUCAUCAAGUUCGUCGUCUUCAUCAAGUUCAGAAGAAGACAUUAGUCAAGAAUCAGAACCAGAACCAGAAACAGAACCGGAAUCAGAACCAGAGGCAGAACCAGAAGCAGAACCAGAAACAGAACCAGAACCAGAAUCAGAAACAGAGGCAGAACCAGAGGCAGAAACAGAAGCAGAACCAGAACGAGAAGCAGAAUCAGAAUUAGAAGCAGAAUCAGAGGCAGAACCAGAAACAGAACCAGAAUUAGAAUCAGAACCAGAGGCAGAAUCAGAAGCAGAACGAGAAGCAGAAGCAGAAUCAGAAUUAGAAGCAGAACCAGAGGCAGAACCAGAACCAGAAACAGAACCAGAAUCAGAAUCAGAAUCAGAACCAGAACCAGAGGCAGAACCAGAAGCAGAAGCAGAAUCAGAAUUAGAAGCAGAACCAGAGGCAGAACCAGAAACAGAACCAGAAUCAGAAUCAGAACCAGAACCAGAAACAGAAUCAGAAUCAGAACCAGAGGGAGAUCCAGAAACAGAACCAGAAGCAGAAUCAGAACCAGAGGCAGAACCAGAGGCAGAACCAGAACCAGAAGCAGAACCAGAACCAGAAGAUGGCCCCGAACUUUAUGUUGUACUCGGAAAACUCUCAUUCGGUACAUUUUACCACAACCAGGAAGAUUUUUUUACAGUAAAAGACAUUGAUUGCAUAAAUUAUCCUUGUACUUUCAAUUGGAAUGAAGAUGUCAAUGAAGAUACUAAUAUAACGAUAACUUACAUGAUUUUUGGCGACUUGGGGAUGUAUUCCUAUGGUCCUGAGGAACGACAAACAAUAUGUGAAAUGAGCCGUGAGCCUCGUGGUUCUUGGUCGGAGGUAGUUUGGAAUACCAUUUCACACAUGAUAGCCGGAGAUUCUGAUGGUUGCAACAUCAAAGCUGGAUCAUAUGAAUAUAAAGAAAAAGAUACGGAAUUCUAUUUCAUAACGAAGGAAAAACUUGCAUGUGGCAAGUUGAGUGUCUCAUUCAAUUUGUAUCGUGGCGCUUCAGAAAACCGUGCGGCAGGAUCGUUCACGACGUAUAAGUUACCCGAAAAAGGUCCUAAUUGUACCGAAACGUAAGUAUCUUAACACUGUAUAUUACACGCAUUACCUUGUGUUGCAGUUCUACUUGAUGAAUGCACAAUAAAUACAAUAAUUA